AUGAAUUUAACGAAUGAAGAACGAAUUCGAUGUAACGAAUGUUUGAAAAAGUUAUAUCAAAUAAAAUUAAUGUGUAUACAAUCCAUUCAAUAUCUUAUUGAACAACAGCAUGAAAUCGAUGAAUGUAUUGCUGAUCUAAAAUCAACUAAACUACAUGCAGAAGCCAUAAAUGAAAAGAUAUCGACAUUGAAUCAAAUGUAUUACGUGAAAAUAUGUUGUCUUAAUAGAAAACGAGAUUUAUUAGAAACAACAAAUUCGAAUGAUCCAAGUCAAAUGUUUAUUUUAUCAUUUCCAAAUGAACAAUCCAAUGGAAAUAAUUAUGCAUACGGAUUAAAUGAGUUAGAAAAUGAUUUUGAACUUGAAAAAUUAAUUAAAUCAGUAAAUAAUUCGUAUCCACAACUCUUAACAAAAGAUGAUUUCGAACAUAUUCUACAUGAAGAAUAUACAACAUUAUUUGAAUUUGCAAAAAAAUUAACUAAAUGUGUACAAAUACUACACGAUACUAUUGAAUUUCUUGGCACAGACAUUAAGUUAACACUAGAACAUAUGCAAUUAGCUCAACCACGUAUGCGUCAAUUGUUAAAACUUAAAGCACCUUUAGCUUUUGCUCAAGUACAACACAACAGGAUGAUUUAA
Rotaria socialis is the source of this 636-nucleotide messenger RNA. The record is from the annotation of a GenBank genome assembly. NCBI's taxonomy places the organism in Eukaryota, Metazoa, Rotifera, Eurotatoria, Philodinida, Philodinidae.